Molecule: messenger RNA, 2570 nt
Organism: Fomitiporia mediterranea MF3/22
Lineage: Eukaryota; Fungi; Basidiomycota; Agaricomycetes; Hymenochaetales; Hymenochaetaceae
Product: P-loop containing nucleoside triphosphate hydrolase protein
Exons: 9
Coding region: 104-2479 (791 amino acids)
Biological process (GO): nuclear-transcribed mRNA catabolic process, nonsense-mediated decay
Cellular component (GO): cytoplasm
Molecular function (GO): RNA helicase activity
Source: RefSeq, a predicted model, not a curated record
CCCGACGAGAUAUGACUGGAGGACACGAGCACGUUCUCGAACGGUAAAGGCAGACGAUCCAGCUCCUGAAUUCAAAUUGAGAGAAUCAUACAAAUCAGGGCCAAUGCAAGCCGGCCGGUUCUUGAAGCAGAUUCAAGCCUAUAAAUCACGGUUUGAACCUUUAAUUCAUGCGGAGCAAGAAGCGGAAGAAGAAGUCAUCAAACGUCGUCUAUCGACAUGGUCGCUGCGGCGAUUGAAAGAGGAGGGAUAUUGUAUGACGGAUCUCAAGGGCUUUUGGCUUCUUAAGUCGAAGGAUGAUCGCUCUGUCGCUGGAUUCAGAUUGAGCCCUGGCGUCAGCUUGCCGCCGCAUGUUUUCACAUAUGGCUCGCAAGUAUUUGUUUCUCGACUGGAUCCUUUGAAGGACGAACCGCGAAGGGGGAGCGUAGUCAAGGUAAAACCCGAACAGAUUGACCUUGCCUUCGACGAAACAUUUGAUGAUCUUCCAAAGGACUUCUGGAGAUUGGACCUUGGCACAUCGAACAUCGCAUUUCAGCGAAUGUACGAUGCUAUAAACAAGCUUGCGAAAGAUCCAGAAAUGAUUGAGAAGGAUCCACAAAAUUUGUCGGACAACAAAAUGUACCGGCUUGAAGGCACAGGGCUUCGAGAUGUCUUGCUGAAGUCGUUCGCCGAGCCUAAAGAACUACAGCGACAGUCUCAUCACCUUCAAGAUCCAGGGGAACAGCAUUAUCUUAGUCAUGACCAGCUUGAACAUGACAGCAGGAUCGAUCAGGCAGGCGGUGCACUCAGUGAAAACCAGUUGAUUCAGAGUUGGGCGAGACGAUACCGACAACCUGAUCCCGUUGUGGUUGAGGGCGACCCUCCUUUGAAUCACCUGAAUGCGUCCCAAAUCCGAGCGAUGGCGAUGAUGAUUGGUGAACGAAUCAGUCUCAUUCAAGGUCCACCUGGCACAGGAAAGACAAAAACUAUCGUCGAGACUGUCAAGCUCUUGAAGGGUCACUUUGAAGUUCCGCACCCGAUUCUUGUGUGUACCUUCACGAACGUUGCAAUCGACAAUCUGCUAGAAGGCUUUGCGAAUGGCGGGUUGAAACCUCUCCGUGUUGGCAACGAAGGAAGCGCAAAACCUGAAUUACAGGAAUACAUGUUUGAUGAACAGUUCGAUGGACAUCCGAAGAAGGCGGCAGAACUUGACCCUCUCAUUAAAGAAUACGAGGAAUUAGACAGUAGGAUACGUAAACUUAGGAAGGAUAUAAAAGCCCUCGAAGAUGAAAAACCUACUAAUUGGAUAGAGAAGCGAGAAAACAUGAAACUUGAUAUGGAUAGAAAAUCUUAUCGAUCGUACAUUCUGAAAGCCCGGGCGCGUUUACUACGGGAAUCAAUUUUCUAUGAUAUUUGUACAAAAGCGGAUGUGAUUUGCACGACUAGCAUAAGGUCAGCAUCGUAUUAUCUACAGACCAUGGAUUUUCCUGUUGUCUUCUUGGACGAAGCAUCCAUGUCAACAGAACCUGCAUCUCUUAUUCCUUUAAUGAAAGGCUGCAAACACUUGGCGCUCAUCGGGGAUCACAAGCAGCUUCCGCCUGUUGUAGUGAGUCGAGACGCACAACAAGGCGAGCUAGAUGUUAGUCUUUUUGAACGGUUAAUAUCCGAAGGAGACGUUCCUUCAGUGAUGUUAGACGUGCAAUAUCGUAUGCAUCCCGGCAUCUCGAAGUUCCCUUCCAUGGAGUUUUAUGAUACCAUGCUUUUGGAUGGAACAGUUCACGCUGGGGAGGUUAUCCCUUCGCUGAUGCCACUUUCGUCUUCGCAUCUCGUUGCUCAUCCUGAGACUGGGCAUCGUCCUUCUGUUAUCUUUAUCGAUCAUGAGGGUCCCGAGGCAACGAAGAGCAGAAGUCGAGUAAACUGGACGGAGGGAUACAUCAUCUGCAGUAUCGUUGAAGAUCUUCUGCGAUUGAACCCAGACCUUCUCGGAGAAGAUAUAGGCGUCAUCGCACCGUACAAGUCACAAAUGAAUCUUCUAACCCGAUUGCUGAAGAAGGAUGAUGAGGUUCGCGAUCACUUCAAGGCUCAUCUAGGAGAUCGGGCGUUAGAGGUCCCGAACAUCGAAGUGAAGACUGUAGAUGGAUUUGAGGGCCGAGAGAAGCAAGCCAUUAUUUUCUCGACAGUUCGAAACAAUCAAUUCGGACACAUUGGAUUCCUUGCGGACCGACGACGGCUUAAUGUCGGAUUGACGCGUGCCAAACGUGCGUUGUUUGUCGUGGGCAGCAUGAGUACACUGGAGAGGGGGAAGUAUGGAUAUCGUUCAUCUAAUGUUGAUGUGCCUGAGCAGGAGUUUCGGACCGUAAGCAAGGGUGCGCUUGCGUGGCGGAAUUAUGCGCAGCACCUUGUAGAGCAGAAUCUGGUGUAUCGGUUAAGAGGCGACGACCUUGUAAAGGUCUUGCUGCCCUACACUUCAUUCGCUGACCGUGCAUUGAGAUAUUUUUGCUAAGGCCAAUGCUCUUUUCCUGCUGGUAUUAUUGUAGCCUAAAUUACUGCCCUUACCCGACUGUCCUUGUGUUAUUUGAUCUGACAUCAGCAAU